AUGGGUAAUAGUCCAACAAGCCACAAGUCACCAACCCACCCGGCCACAGGUCACCAACCGACCCGGCCACAGGUCACCAGCCCAACCCGGCCACAGGUCACCAACCGACCCGGCCACAGGUCACCAGCCCACCCGGCCACAGGUCACCAGCCGACCCGGCCACAGGUCACCAGCCGACCCGGCCACAGGUCACCAGCCGACCCGGCCACAGGUGACCAGCCCAGCCCGCCACAGGCAGACCAGCCCACCUGGCCACAGGUCACCAGCCCACUCCGGCCACAGGUCACCAGCCCACCCGGCCACAGGUCACCAGCCCACCCGCCACAGGUCAACAGCCCACCCUGCCACAGGUCACCAGCCCACCUGCUGCCAGGUCACCAGCCCACCCGGCCACAGGUCACUCAGCCCACUCCGCCACAGGUCAACAGAAGCCCACCCGGCUACAGGUCACCAACCACUGGCAGGUCACCAACCCACCCCGCCACAGGUCAACAACCCACCUGCCACAGGUCAACAACUCACCUGGCCACAGGUCAACAACCCACCUGCCAGGUCAUCACCAACCCACUCCGGCCAUUAGGUCACUAA
Messenger RNA from Homarus americanus (American lobster), 588 nucleotides. RefSeq names its product proline-rich 33 kDa extensin-related protein-like. The record is from RefSeq and is a predicted model, not a curated record. The transcript has a single exon. NCBI's taxonomy places the organism in Eukaryota, Metazoa, Arthropoda, Malacostraca, Decapoda, Nephropidae. Bases 1 to 588 code for a protein of 195 amino acids.